Messenger RNA from Nerophis lumbriciformis (worm pipefish), 3996 nucleotides. NCBI's taxonomy places the organism in Eukaryota, Metazoa, Chordata, Actinopteri, Syngnathiformes, Syngnathidae. The record is from RefSeq and is a predicted model, not a curated record.
AUGUUGGAUCCGUCGUCCAGCGAGGAGGAGUCUGACGGGAUAGUGGAGGAAGAGAGCAAGGAAGUGAUGGCCCCCCAGGCCGGAUCCCGCAUCUCCCCGAGCAGGACAAGUGAGAGCUCGGGCGGGCUGGCUCCUAGCAGCGGCCGCAGCAGCGCCCGGCCGACCAGCCCGAGCCCGUCGGCCGCCAGCGAGGAGAAGGACGAUCUGGAGAAGCUGCAGCGGGAGGAAGAGGAGCGCAAAAAGAAGCUGCAGCUCUAUGUGUUUGUCAUGCGAUGCAUCGCCUAUCCGUUCAACGCCAAGCAGCCCACAGAUAUGGCGAGGCGACAACAGAAGAUAACAAAGCAGCAGCUUCAGCAGACCAAGGAUCGCUUCCAGGCCUUCCUGAACGGAGACACGCAAAUUGUGGCAGAUGAAGCCUUCAUCAACGCUGUGCAGAGCUACUACGAGGUGUUCUUAAAGAGCGACCGUGUGGCUAAAAUGGUCCAGAGUGGUGGCUUCUCAGCAAGCGACUUCAGGGAAGUUUUCAAGCGGCACAUUGAGAAGCGCGUACGCAGCCUCCCGGAGAUUGACGGCCUGAGCAAGGAGACGGUGCUAAGCUCCUGGAUGGCCAAGUUUGACACCAUCUACCGCGGCGACGAGGAUCCGCGCAAGGCUCAGCAGCGCAUGACGGCCAGCGCUGCCUCGGAGCUCAUUCUGAGCAAGGACCAGCUCUAUGAGAUGUUCCAGAAUAUCCUGGGCAUCAAAAAGUUUGAACACCAACUGCUUUACCAAGCCUGUCAGCUGGACAACUUGGACGAGCAGGCUGCACAGAUCAGAAGAGAGUUGGAUGGUCGUCUUCAGAUGGCUGACCAGAUUGCACGGGUGAGAUUGUUCCCCAAGUUUGUGUCGAAGGACAUGGAGGCGAUGUAUAUUGAGGAGCUCAAGUCUUCAGUGAAUCAGCUAAUGGCCAAUCUGGAGAGCAUGCCCGUGUCUAAGGGUGGAGAGUUCAAGCUCCAGAAACUGAAGCGAGGGCACAACACCUCCAUCAUUGACAUGGGCCAGGAGGAUGAAAACACGCUGUCAAAAUCUGAUGUGGUUUUGUCCUUCACUUUGGAGGUGGUGAUCAUGGAGGUGCAGGGCCUGAAGUCUCUGGCUCCUAACAGGAUUGUCUACUGCACCAUGGAAGUGGAGGGAGGAGAAAAGCUCCAGACUGACCAAGCAGAAGCAUCCAAGCCAACCUGGGGGACCCAAGGGGACUUCACCACCACACACCCUCUGCCUGCUGUCAAGGUGAAACUGUUCACUGAGAGCACUGGAGUGCUGGCACUGGAGGACAAAGAGCUGGGAAGGGUUGUCCUACAUCCGACUCCCAACAGCCCCAAGCAGUCUGAGCUCCAUAAAAUGACCUUGACCAAGGCUUGUCCCGACCAAGAUCUCAGGAUCAAACUGGCCAUUCGCAUGGACAAACCUCAAAACAUGAAGCAUUGCGGGUAUCUAUGGGCUUUUGGGAAGAAUGUCUGGAAGCGCUGGAAGAAGCGUUUCUUUGUCCUCGUGCAGGUGAGUCAGUACACAUUCGCCAUGUGCAGCUACAGAGAGAAGAAGUCAGAACCACAAGAGCUUCUCCAGCUAGAUGGUUACACUGUGGACUACAGUGACCCACAGCCAGGCUUGGAUGGCGGAAGGGCUUUCUUCAACGCGGUGAAGGAGGGCGACACCGUGAUCUUCGCCAGUGAUGACGAGCAGGACCGCAUCCUAUGGGUCCAAGCCAUGUAUCGUGCCACCGGCCAGUCCCACAAGCCCGUCCCACCUACUCAGGUCCAGAAACUUAACUCCAAAGGGGGGGCCUCAGCCCAAAUGGACGCUCCCAUCUCUCAGUUCUAUGCUGACAGAGCUCAGAAACACGGCAUGGAUGAGUUUAUCUCGGCUAACCCCUGUAGCUUUGACCACGCCUCGCUUUUUGAGAUGGUGCAGCGGCUCACCUUGGACCACAGGCUCAACGACACCUUCUGCUGUUUGGGAUGGUUCAGCCCGGGUCAGGUGUUCGUUUUGGAUGAAUACUGUGCCAGGAAUGGGGUCCGAGGUUGCCACAGGCAUCUGUGUUACCUGCGCGAUCUGCUGGAAAGGGCGGAGAGUGGCGCUAUUAUUGACCCCACUCUUCUGCACUACAGCUUUGCAUUUUGUGCCUCCCACGUGCACGGGAACAGGCCAGAUGGGCUGAGCACCGUCAAAGUGGACGAGAAGGAGAGAUUUGAAGAUAUCAAAGAACGAUUGCGGGUGAUAUUGGAAAACCAGAUUGUAAAUUUCAGAUAUUGUUUCCCCUUUGGCCGUCCAGAAGGCGCACUGAAGGCCACUUUAUCUUUGUUAGAGAGGGUCCUGAUGAAAGACAUUGUGACACCAGUCCCUCCAGACGAAGUUAAAGGAGUAAUCCGCAGAUGUUUGGAACAGGCUGCUAAUCUCAACUACCAACGCAUUAAAGACUAUGCUAAAAUUGAAGGGAAAAAGAGGGAAAUGUUUGAGCACCCUGUCUUCUGCUUGGCGUCUCAAGUGAUGGAUUUAACCAUCCAGAAUGUAGGCCGCUUAGUCACACCGGCCAAAAAACUGGAGGAAACCAUUCGCCUGGCAGAAUUAGUCAUUGAGGUCCUUCAGCAGAACCAGGAGCAUCACGCCGAGGCGUUUGCAUGGUGGACUGACCUCAUGGUGGAGCACGCUGAAAAUUUCCUGGCCCUCUAUGCCAUUGACAUGGAUGCCGCUCUGGAGAUCCAGUCGCCCGAGAGCUGGGACAGUUUCCCGCUCUUCCAGCUUCUGAACGAUUUCCUUCGAACAGACUAUCAUCUUUGCAAUGGAAAAUUCCACAAGCACCUUCAGGAUCUGUAUGCUCCUCUAGUGGUUAGAUAUGUGGAUCUGAUGGAGUCAUCCAUCGCACAGUCAAUUCACAAGGGCUUUGAGCGGGAGUCCUGGGAACCUGUAAAGAGUUUAACAAGUAAUCUGCCCAAUGUGAAUCUACCAAAUGUCAACCUCCAAAUUCCCAAAGUACCAAAUCUGCCAGGUCCAGUAGCGGGACUGUCAGUUAACCUUCCACAAAUGCCUAGCUUUUCAACCCCAUCGUGGAUGGCUGCUAUAUAUGACUCUGACAAUGGCUCCGGGACAUCUGAAGACCUGUUCUGGAAGCUGGAUGCCCUCCAAACCUUCAUCCGGGACCUCCAUUGGCCAGAGGAAGAGUUUGCCAAACAUCUUGAGAGUCGCAUCAAGCUCAUGUCAAGCAACAUGAUCGAGAACUGCGUCAAGCGCACCAGGAUGGCCUUCGAGUCUAAACUGGCAAAGAGCAGCAAGUCAACAGAUUUCCGUAUUUCUCCAACAUUAUGCACCAUGUUUAAUGUGAUGGUAGAUGCAAAAGACCAGUCGGCCAAACUGUGCGCAAUGGAGAUGGGCCAGGAAAAACAGUUCCACUCGCAAAUAGAUGAACUCAUUGAGGAAAGUGUGCGAGAUAUGAUUCAGCUCCUGGUUGCAAAGUUUGUUGCCAUUCUUGAAGGAGUGUUGGCAAAGAUAUCCAGAUAUGACGAAGGCACACUGUUCUCCUCUUUUCUCUCAUUCACGGUGAAAGCUGCCUCCAAGUAUGUAGACGUACCUAAACCCGGCAUGGACGUGGCCGACGGCUACGUGACCUUUGUCCGCCACUCUCAGGACAUGCUGCGUGAUAAGGUCAAUGAGGAGGUGUAUAUAGAAAGGUUAUUUGAUCAAUGGUACACUGCCACCAUGAACUUGCUGGGCACCUGGCUCACCGAGCGUAUGGACCAGCAGCUGCACGUCUACCAGCUCAAGAUCCUCAUCAGGAUCACCAAGAAAAAGUAUCGUGACUUCCGGCUGCAGGGCGUCCUGGACUCGACUCUGAACAGCAAGAUGUACGACACGGUGCGCAACAGGUUGACCUUGGAGGAGGCCACGGCGUCAGUGCGAGAAGGAGGCAUGCAGGGCAUCUCCAUGAAGGACAGUGACGAAGAAGAUGAGGAGGACGACUAA